AUGUAUGAUCAUGGGGGUACUGGAAAAACAUUUCUCUGGAACCUUAUGUCUGCUGAGAUUCGCUCAAGGGGUGAUAUUGUGUUGAACAUUGCUUCAAGUGGUAUUGCAUAUUUACUUCUUUCCGAUGGAAGAAUGGCACACUCAAGGUUCAAAAUACCGCUGAAUAUAAUUGAGGAUUCUAUAUGUAACAUCAAACCUGGUUCCUCUCAAGCAAUGCUGUUGUUGAAAGCCAAACUUAUAAUUUGGGAUGAGACUCCAAUGGUUAGUAGGUACUACUAUGAAGCACUUGAUAAAUGCUUAGGUAAUUUCAUGAGGUUUUCUCUAACAUAUAACAAAGAUUUGCCCUUUGGAGGAAAAGUGGUUGUACUAAGUGGAGACUUAAGACAAAUUCUUCCUGUCAUUUCACGAGGAUCGAGACAAGAUAUCAUUCAUUCAACCGUGAAUUCAUCUUACCUUUGGAAGUUUUGUCAGGUGCUCAAACUAACAAAAAACAUGAGACUCUCUAUAGGGACAACUGUUUCAGAUCAAGAUGAGACAGAGCAAUUUAGUGAGUGGUUAUUGAAAGUUUGUGAUGGUCUAAUAUGUGACAAUAUGAAUGGUGAAUCUGAGAUAUGUCUUCCAGGAGAUAUUGUUAUUUCUUCUUCGGACCAGCCAUUUGAUGAUUUAGUUCAUUUUUCUUAUCCAAAUAUUUUGGAUAACAUGUCCUCAAAGGAUUUUUUCAAAGAAAGAACUAUACUAGCUCCCACGCUGGACAUCGUUAAAGAGGUCAACAACCAUUUGAUGGCUAUCAUUCCUGAAGGGAAAAUUUAUAUCUUAGUUCAGAUUCGAUUUGUAUGGAUGAAGGGAAUAUGGAGAGUCAACUAG
Arachis ipaensis is the source of this 864-nucleotide messenger RNA. RefSeq lists its product as uncharacterized. NCBI's taxonomy places the organism in Eukaryota, Viridiplantae, Streptophyta, Magnoliopsida, Fabales, Fabaceae. Gene Ontology annotation, molecular function: DNA helicase activity. The record is from RefSeq and is a predicted model, not a curated record. Gene Ontology annotation, biological process: DNA repair; telomere maintenance.